ACCCUGCACUAGUUAUUGCCCACGAUAUUGACCAGCGCACCCGACGCGGCCGAUCUGUACGCCGAAAUUUGUACGAGGCACCAGGCUAUCGAUAUCGUUCAGUUAGUUGCACGUACCAAUGGCUUGACGGUCGACUGAAGAGGAAUCUAGAGGAAUGAGAUGAUCUGGGUGGCCGCUCGAUGCGCCUUCGCGGCGCAUCAAGCAAGUUAGCGUGGGAGAAGGGUCGGUUCCUGCGAGAUGGACGCCCCGAGCGGCGAGGAAGGAACUGGAUGGAAGCGGUGAUCGAGCCGGCCAAUCGCUUUUCGCGGGCACAUGGCUCUGUUGCAUCUCCCGCAACGCCCACGACCCACAUCAUCACCAUGUCCGUCAAUUCACGCUUCCGAGCGCAACCAUCUCCUCCUCCUCCUCGCCUGCCUCCUCGCCGCCGCUCCCGCCCCUGCUCACGGCCGUCAUGUCCUCCCUCCUGCGCUUUCCCCGCCGCAACCACAACGAUCACCUGAAGGAGGAGCACCUCUCGCCGCUACAGAGCCCCAGCGCGGCCGCGUCCUUCACCGAGAGCGUGCGCGAGCGGCGGCUCUCCGCCCUCUCGUUCAUCAGCGAGAGGUUCACGCACAAGCCCAAGCUGAGAUGGCCGCGCACGUCCAUGCGGGGAAUGUCUGCGGGCGGCAUUGGGCAUAUGGUCGACUUCCCGGGCACGUACUCGAGGGACAGCACGCCCUCGCCGACCGCGUCGCUGGAGGACAUCCAGAUUCCGGUCGGGCUGGGGAGGAGGGCGAGCGAGUCGGAGCUGCAGCCGCCAGACACACCACAGGAGGAGAAUGUGUUCUUGUCGGUACCUAAUGACCAGCGGAACCGGACCCACAGCGCACCCAGCUCGAGCGUGUCACGGACCGUCAAGCGCAAAAGUGUCCCACUGCUCUCGGACGAGGAGUGCCUUCGAAAAGAUGGGCCAGCCAUCUCGCGCAUGCCCACUGACCUUCUCACAGUCCUCUUCUCGUAUGCGACACGUCGGGACGUGCUCUCCCUUACUCGGGUAUCGAAGGCGUUCUCCGCUGCCGCCCUCCGUGCACUGUACGGCCGGCUGGAUCUGCGCGCGUUCUCCUCCGAGCGCAUCGACCGGUGCGUCAACAUGCUCGCCUCCAAUCGCGCCUUCGCAGGGUAUGUCCGUCAUUUAGCGUGCGCCAUGCUUCCGCCGCCCGAUGCAGCGCUGAGCGCGGUCGCGUUUGCGAUCGCAAUCACGAACAUGCACGCACUCGAGUCGCUCACGCUCCCCGACUACGACGCACGCUUCCUCACCCACACGAGCUUCCGUCUGAAGCGGCUCCGGAUCAUGUCGGAGUUCAUCGCGCCCGACGACUGGAAGGCGCUAUGGGCGUGGCUCGCGAAACAGCCCGAGCUCACUUCGCUCUCCUUCCCGCAUCUCCUCCAAAAUACCGCCGAGUGCAACCUCCCGCCUCCACCGGUCGAUACCCCGCACACGGACGCAGACGCGACCCUUGAUACCCUGCCUGAAGAUACCCUCGCGCAGCCUGGUGCCGGCCUCCUUCCUUCGCACUUCCUCCCGCGCCUUGCGCACUUCCAUGGGCCCGCCUCGUUGACCGCUGCAAUCGUUCCCGGGCGUCCUGUAUGCUCCGUGAAGCUGCAUGUACACACCACGUUGUACGAUGGGCUGAAGCCGAGCGCGAUCAUGGGCGCGCUCACGCGUUCCCGCACGAGCAUGACACGGUUGGUCGUGUCCGUGUCGUUGACCCAGGUGGAUGCGCGCACGCUCGAGAGGGUAUUUAUGUCCGCAGGGUCGGCAUUGGGGAGUCAGCUGGAGGUGCUGGCGGUGGAGUGGGCUUUAGACGACGAGGUCCUCUACAAACAGCUCUCUGCAGUUCUGCCGCGCUUCCGCACGCUGCACACCGUCCGCCUUCGCCGGCGGAAAGUCGAGCUCCCGCGCAAGCUCGCGAAGGCGCUGAACGCGUUUCCCUCGCCGCCUGAGUCGCCCAUGGAGCCCACCCAUUUUGCGGGAGCUGCAGCGGACCCUGGCAUUCCACCGCCCCGUGCGCAGGAGAGGGCGCACCUGGCGGUAUGGGCGAAGCAGUGUUCCACUCUGAGGACGGUUUUAUUCUUGAGCGGAGCGGAGUGGAGGACGGGGGGCAGGGGCGGGGCGUAUGCGCUGCCAGGGGAGAGGCCGUUCAUGAGUGGCUUUGGGUUUGUGGGGUUCGUGUAUUCGUAGACAUCGUGAUGUCGGGUGACACGCCCAAACAUCCAUACCACCUAAUUUUGUCCCCAAGAACACGCGU
Rhodofomes roseus is the source of this 2288-nucleotide messenger RNA. RefSeq lists its product as uncharacterized. Bases 452 to 2221 code for a protein of 589 amino acids. The record is from RefSeq and is a predicted model, not a curated record. Lineage: Eukaryota; Fungi; Basidiomycota; Agaricomycetes; Polyporales; Fomitopsidaceae. Gene Ontology annotation, molecular function: protein binding. The transcript has 3 exons.